Williopsis jadinii is the source of this 1947-nucleotide messenger RNA. Its product is annotated as threonine/serine exporter family protein. Lineage: Eukaryota; Fungi; Ascomycota; Saccharomycetes; Phaffomycetales; Wickerhamomycetaceae. Gene Ontology annotation, biological process: transmembrane transport. The record is from RefSeq and is a predicted model, not a curated record. Bases 1 to 1947 code for a protein of 648 amino acids. The transcript has 2 exons. Gene Ontology annotation, molecular function: transmembrane transporter activity.
AUGGAUAGAUUUGUCACUCUGGGUGGUGGAGGUGGUGGAUUGGCACCAGGAGCAACAAGAGAUGCACCGCAGAAAGCAGACGACGAAGAAGCACAACGAGGCUCACAAGACAGUGGAAUCCCACUGGAGGACUUGGACCCUAAGGACAUUGCGAAGGGGAUCAUUGCUGCUCACGCGAGAUCAAGGGGAGAUCAUUCUGAUGAAUCCACUUUAGCAAGCUCUACACGCACUGGAGACUCAUCUUUCCUUGCACCAAACCCGGACUAUUACAUGCGUGAUGACAAUGACGUUUAUGAAUUGCAACUGGAUGACGGUGACCACUCUUUCAUUGCGCCACCAGAGAAGGUUCGUGGGGGUGUUUUAUCCUCUUUGCUGAAGCUAUACGAGAACCCUACAGAGGCGUCUCGCUCAAGGUUACAACUCAGUGGCUCAGAAGCACCUUCACCAGUGGGAUCCGGUGCAACUGCCAGCUUCACAGACCUUUCACUCUUGUCACCAGAACACUAUCAUCAUAAGGCAAAGAAUGCUUCUUCAAGUUAUUUGCCGUCUUUCAAAGGUCCACAGAGGCCUAAGAUUCUCAAGAACCCUACCAGUCGCAUCAAAACAAAGAGAGAGCAGGCGAAGGCGAAGAUCACAGUCCACAUUGCAGAGACUUUACAAAGACAGAGAUUCGUCGUUCGUAUGUGUAAAGCUCUUAUGCUCUACGGAGCACCAACACACAGGUUGGAAGAGUAUCUGACAAUGACUGCUAGAGUUCUCGAGAUUGAUGCGCAGUUCAUCUAUUUCCCUGGUUGCAUGAUUGUUUCCUUUGGUGAUCCAACUACAAGAACGUCCGAGGUUCAACUGGUUAGAUGUGCCCAGGGCUUGGACCUUUACAAGCUACACAGAGUUCACAGGAUCUACAAAAAAGUGAUUCAUGAUUUGGUUGGUGUUGAAGAAGCGUCCAGAGACCUGGAUGAUCUGUUGAGCAAGAAGCCAACGUUCCCACCCUGGGCAUGUGUGCUGAUCUACGCUUUCAGCUCUGCAAUGGUUACUCCCUUUGCCUUUGGUGGUGGCUGGGUUGACUUGCCUGUGGCGUUUGGAAUCGGUGCGUGUGUUGGUGGGCUACAGUUCUUCAUUGCUCCAAGGUCUAACCUGUACUCCAAUGUCUUUGAAGUUACAGCGUCCAUUGUUGUCUCCUUUAUCGGGAGGGCAUUGGGAUCUAUAAACGGUGCAAACAUCUGUUUCAGUGCUGUUGUCCAGGGCUCAUUGGCACUGAUCUUACCAGGAUACAUCAUCCUCUGUGGUUCUCUCGAACUACAGAGUCGUAAUCUGGUGGCAGGCUCGGUGCGAAUGUUCUAUGCCAUCAUCUAUUCCUUGUUCUUGGGGUUUGGAAUAACUCUGGGAGCCGCACUAUACGGAUGGAUAGAUCACAACGCAACCUCUGAGACCACAUGUUCUCAUCAGAUCAGCCCAUGGUGUAGAUUCUUGUUUGUUCCCAUGUUCACAAUCGGUCUUGGGCUCAUUAACCAGGCUCGUCUGUUCCAGUUGCCCGUCAUGCUGAUCAUCUCAUGUUCUGGCUACGUUGUGAACUAUUUUGCAGGUCAACACUUCUCCAACUCAACAGAGUUCACUGCUGCCAUCUCGUCAUUCGUCAUUGGAGUAUUGGGCAACCUCUAUUCCAGGGUCUUCAAGGGCAUCGCAGUGUCUGCGAUGCUGCCUGCGAUAUUCGUCCAAGUCCCCUCCGGUAUUGCAUCCCAGUCCAGCUUACUGGCAGGUGUGCAGAACGCUGAUAACAUCGUCAACCACAACGGAACCACCUCGUCCACAUCCUCCGAUAGCACCUCUGGCAUAUCCUUCGGCAUCACGAUGAUCCAAGUCGCUAUCGGUAUCUCUGUUGGGCUGUUUGCGUCGACAAUCGCAGUCUAUCCCUUUGGCAAACGCUCCACAAGCGUCUUCACCCUCUAA